GUCCAGGGCGCUAAAAUAACGCGUCAACACAGAGCCGUAGUGCGGCGCCUUCACUGUGUCUGAACGAACUCGGAGCUGGCGAUGCCUGGAUUUGAUUUUCCAGCUAUUUUUAUUGUUUAAUCUGUGAAUGGCGCCUAAACAGGACCCUAAACCUAAAUUUCAAGAAGGUGAACGAGUGCUGUGUUUUCAUGGGCCAUUGCUAUACGAAGCUAAGUGUGUAAAAAUCAAUAUCAAGGACAAGCAAGUGAAAUACUUCAUUCAUUAUAGUGGAUGGAACAAGAACUGGGACGAAUGGGUUCCUGAAAGCCGUGUACUCAAAUAUGUGGACAGUAAUCUGCAGAAACAGAAAGAGCUUCAGAAGGCAAAUCAAGACCAUUAUGUUGAGGGAAGGAUGAGGGGAGUCGCACCAAGCAAGAAAAUAGCUGCUGUGCAGCAAAAAAACGUUGAUGUGAAAACAAAAAAGAACAAACAAAAGACACCAGGGGCUGGGGAGGGGACCAGUACAGGAGAAAUGCCUCAUCCCCCACGCAAGAAGAGGGCACGUGUCGACCCAACUGUUGAGAGUGAAGAGACCUUUAUCAAUCGGGUGGAAGUAAAGGUGAAGAUUCCUGAGGAGUUAAAACCAUGGCUUGUAGAUGACUGGGACCUGAUCACCAGACAGAAGCAGCUUUUCCACCUGCCUGCCAAAAAGAAUGUUGACGUUGUCCUGGAGGACUAUGCAAAUUACAAGAAAUCAAGAGGGACCUCUGAUAACAAGGAGUAUGCUGUGAAUGAAGUGGUUGCUGGCAUCCGCGAGUACUUCAACGUUAUGCUGGGAACACAGCUCCUCUACAAGUUUGAGAGACCACAGUAUGCCGAGAUCCUGGCAAACCAUCCAGACACUUCAAUGUCUCAGAUCUAUGGGGCACCACACCUGCUGAGGCUUUUUGUGAGAAUUGGAGCCAUGCUGGCAUACACACCGCUGGAUGAAAAGAGCCUCGCUCUGCUUCUUAGCUACCUUCAAGAUUUCUUGAAGUACUUGGCAAAGAAUUCGUCGUCUCUUUUCAACGCCAGUGACUAUGAGGUAGCACCACCAGAGUACCACCGCAAGGCCGUGUGAACGUAAAGCCAGUGAGGAUCUGUGUUGCUGGGUUUUCAUUGCUGAGUAUUUUUCAUUUUCUUUUUUUAAUCCCAGUUAAGGGAGACCCAAAAACUUCAGGAUGACCCUGUAUAGAUUUGGCUGAUAGUCCACUGUACUGAACAGGUACUGCGUGUCAUUGGAAAGUGCACAUAACUGUCCGUAUAUGGUUGGAGUAUAUUUUGCUUCAAAUAAAACUGAUAAACAGAAACUUUGAUAAAGGUGAACCAUCAACCACAACUUUUUUUUCUUUUUUGUUUUGUAUGUUUGUUAAUAAAUUGUCCUUUUCAAAUAUGAA
Colossoma macropomum (tambaqui) is the source of this 1415-nucleotide messenger RNA. It is a transcript of the gene morf4l1, whose product is annotated as mortality factor 4 like 1. Gene Ontology annotation, biological process: chromatin organization; regulation of DNA-templated transcription. Bases 128 to 1099 code for a protein of 323 amino acids. Gene Ontology annotation, cellular component: nucleus; NuA4 histone acetyltransferase complex. The transcript is spliced from 12 exons. The record is from RefSeq and is a predicted model, not a curated record. Lineage: Eukaryota; Metazoa; Chordata; Actinopteri; Characiformes; Serrasalmidae.